GGUAGGUGUCCGUGGCUCCUCCUCCCCCCCUCGGCGUGGCCCGGCCCGGUACCAUGAGCAGCGGGGAUUUGAGAGAUUAUGGCAUCUGAAGCCCACAAUGUUAGAAAACAGAAAGUAUUGCAUAUCGAAGGUCAUCCCAUUGAUCUCCCCAGAAAAAGAAUCUCUUCUUCCACUAAAAAGAUCAUGAAGGAGGGUAAGAAAUCUCCAAAACAGCUGGCUUCAUACACAAACAGAAUAACAGUUGGAAAAACAGUGACCAGUCCCCUCUCUCUUUUCAAAGUAGUAUAUUGUAAAAGAAAAGUUCAUUGUUAUACUCCAAAGCCUUGUUACAGAAAGAAACAGUUCCCUAAAUCUAGGGGCUGUGACAUGGCAAAUAAAGAAAAUGAACUGGCUUGCGCAGGGAAUCUGCCAGCAAAACUGCACGACAGUCGUACACACUUGCUGAAUUCUAGUGACUCUGGCUCAUCUCAAACAGAAGGCCCCUCAUCCAAAUAUAGUGGAUUUUUUUCAGAGGUUUCUCAGGACCAUGAAACUAUGGCUCAAGUUCUUUUCAGCAGGAAUCUGAGGCUGAAUGUAGCUUUAACCUUUUGGAGAAGGAGAAGUAUAAGUGAACUGGUAGCCUACUUAGUGAGGAUACAGGAUCUUGGAGUAGUAGUAGACUGCCUUCCUGUGCUUACAAACAGUUUACAGGAAGAAAAACCAUAUGUUUCAGUUGGCUGCUGUGUAGAUCUUUUGCCUUUAGUGAAAUCACUGCUUAAAAGCAAAUAUGAAGAGUAUGUGAUAGUUGGUUUAAACUGGCUUCAGGCUGUCAUUAAAAGAUGGUGGUCAGAACUAUCUGCACAUACAGAAAAGGCAGAAGAUGGAAAUAUUCAUAUUUUAAAACAACAAUUAAGUGGAUUAUGGGAACAGGAGAAUCAUCUUACUCUGGUUCCAGGAUAUACUGGUAAUAUAGCUAAGGAUGUAAAUGCUUAUUUAUUACAGCUACACUGACAUGACUGGGAAACUAUGUGUGCUUAUGUGGUGAAACAAUCCCCUAAAGUAUCCCUGAAAUAUGUACUAUUUCUGAAAGCCUUUUGAGAAAUACUGGCAGAAGAGAACUGAACUGUCAAGCUGUUUAAUGAAACCACUAACAAAAUCCUAACAAUCUACUUCACAUUGAAGUGGAAAAAUGUCUAGUAGGAGCAGCUUUUACUUCAGUGAGGUGAAAGUGCACUAUGAAAACUGUAUGCCUUUGCUGCAUUUGGGAUUCACUCAGUUACUAGGUAUUCAUUUAAAUGCUACUGUAUUUUACUACAACAUCACAUAAAAGAAGAUGAAUUAUACUGUCAUGAAGACAAGACAGCAGAACCAGUUAUAAGGAACCAACAAAAGCAAUCAGCAUUAAGAGCUUUUAAAUCUUUCUUUCACAAGAGAACUCCAAAAUGCACAACUAUCUUUCAAUUACAUUAAAAGAACUUUGGAAUAUUCAAUUACUUCUAUGUUUUAAUCAAAUUAAAGACAGUUUUUGUUUGCACUAUUGAGAAACUAUACAGCAAAGAUGCCUUAAUUAAAAAGCCAAUGUGUUAAGAUGCAAAUAGCUAUUAUGUUCAGAUUGUGACGCAAAACUACAAAAAUCAGGGUUUCACAUUGUGUAGUUAAUGAAACAUUGCACAUAUACAAAGAUUCAUGUAUGAAAAAUAUUAUAAACACCUGAAGUUAAGUUUGGUUAAACAGUUACUGCAAAUGUCAGCAGAAUGGUGAAUUUAUGUCUAACGAAUGUUUUUAUAUUGUACAUGGAUUUCUAACACAGUAAUCUUGUUCUGUAUCGUUUAAACUACAUGCAAAUAAGUAAAUAUAUUAAAUGUAUCUACUGUUUUUUCUCUUCAAGUUCAUAAAAACAAUUUCUAGAAUAAUCUCUUCCACAGUACUUUUUAUCAUAGAUAUUUAUGUCUAUUGUUUGAAAUGUUUACAGCCAGAUGAGGCCACGUUAUUCAAAUCGCACCCUUUUUAUACUACCUCCUUUAAGAAACUGACAGAGCUUUUGCAAAAUUAAUGGAGUUCUAGCCUGAUCAAUGAUGGCAAAUUCGUACCAACAAUAGCAUAGAAAAUACAGCUAUAAACUCUUUUACUGUCCUAUUGCUAUCCUGUACCAUUUUAAAUUAAAGCUAUAGCUUAAUAGCUCUGAGGGAGUUUUGAUUUUAGGCUUGCUAUUGCCUUUUAUUAUUUUGUGAUUAAGAAGCAUGCUUUUCCAAUUAAAACUUAUGAAGUGCCA
Messenger RNA from Gymnogyps californianus (California condor), 2251 nucleotides. It is a transcript of the gene KATNBL1, whose product is annotated as katanin regulatory subunit B1 like 1. The transcript has 10 exons. Gene Ontology annotation, molecular function: microtubule binding. NCBI's taxonomy places the organism in Eukaryota, Metazoa, Chordata, Aves, Accipitriformes, Cathartidae. Gene Ontology annotation, cellular component: nucleolus. The coding region runs from base 79 to 990 and encodes 303 amino acids. The record is from RefSeq and is a predicted model, not a curated record.